This is a messenger RNA of Pongo pygmaeus (Bornean orangutan), 3103 nucleotides long. RefSeq names its product pancreatic alpha-amylase-like. The record is from RefSeq and is a predicted model, not a curated record. The transcript has 11 exons. Lineage: Eukaryota; Metazoa; Chordata; Mammalia; Primates; Hominidae. Bases 1548 to 3083 code for a protein of 511 amino acids. Gene Ontology annotation, biological process: carbohydrate metabolic process. Gene Ontology annotation, molecular function: cation binding; alpha-amylase activity.
AAACCAGUCACCUCUUCCAGCCCAUGCAGCAUGUUGUCCUGCCACUCCGCUGUCCCACUCCUCCACCAGUCGCAAUGGAAGAAGAGAUCGCCGUGCUGGUGAUUGACAAUGGCUCCAGCAUGUGCAAAGCUGGCUUUGCUGGGGACGACAACCCACAGCCAUGUUUCCUUCCAUCAUCGGUGCCCCCAGCACCAGGGUGUGACGGUGGGCAUGGGCCAGAAGGACUCCUAUGUGGGCUACAUGGCCGAGAGCAAGUGCAGCAUCCUGACCCUGAAGUACCCCAUCAAGCAUGGUAUUGUGACCAACUGGGAUGACAUAGAGAAGAUCUGGCAUCACACCUUCUACAAGGGGCUGCACACAGCCUUGGAAGAGCACCGGUGCUGCUGACCGAGGACCCCCUGAACCUCAAGGCCAACAGAGAGAAGAUAACUCAGAUCAUGUUUGAUACCUUCAACACCCUGGCCAUGUACGUGGCCAUCCAGGCUAUGCUGUCCCUCUACACCUGUGGGUGCACACUGGCAUUGUCAUGGGCUCUGGAGAUGGGGUCACCCACAUGGUGCCCAUCUAUAAGGGCUACGCCCUCGCCCACACCAUCCUUCAUCUGGACCUGGCUGGCCAGGACCUGACCAACUACCUCAUGAAGAUCCUCACCAAGGGUGGCUAUAGCUUCACCACCACUGCCAAGAGGGAGAUCGGGCACUACUUUAAGGAGAAACUGUACUAUGUUGCCCUGGACUUUGAGCAGGAGAUGGCCACUGCCACAUCCUCCUCCUCCCUGGAGAAGAGAUAUGAGCUGCCUGAUGGCCAUGUCAUCACCAUCGGCAACGAGGUUCCAGUGUCCCGAGAUGCUGUUCCAGCCUUCCUUCCUGGACAUGGAAUCUUGCGGCAUCCACCCAGACCACCUUCAGCUCCAUCAUGAAGUGUGACGUGGACAUCUGCAAAGACCUGUAGGCCAACACAGUACUAUCUGGUGGCACCAUGUACCCAGGCAUCACCGACAGGAUGCAGAAGGAGAUCACCACCCUGGCACCUAGCACCAUGAAGAUCAAGAUGAUCGCACCCCCAGAGCACAAGUACUUGGUGUGAAUCAGCGGCUCCAUCCUGGCCUCACGGUCCACCUUCCAGCAGAUGUGGAUUAGCAAGCAAUAGUACAAGGACUCGGCCCCCUCCGUCGUCCACUGCAAAUGCUUCUAAAUGGACUGCGAGCAGAUGGCUAGCAUUUGCUUCAUGGGUUAAUUCAAAAGUAAAAAUUUGCCUCUUGCAAAUGCAUACGCCUCAUGCUAGCCUCACCAAACUGGAAUAAGCCUUUGAAAAUAAGUUGUCUUUGAAGCUUGUAUCUGAUAUCAGCACUGGAUUGUAGAACUUGUUCCUGAUUUUGACAUUGUAUUCAAGUUAACUGUUCCCCUUGGUAUCUGAACAUAUCUUUGAUUUCAGUCUUUAGUACAUGUGGCUUGCUCACUUCAUGGCUAAAAAUGUGCUUGUGGAAGACAAGUCUGGCUUGGAAUAUAAGUAGUUUCUGGAAAGGACACUGACAACUUCAAUGCAAAAUGAAGUUCUUUUUGUUGCUCUUAACCAUUGGGUUCUGCUGGGCUCAGUAUUCCCCAAAUACACAACAAGGACGGACAUCUAUUGUUCAUCUGUUUGAAUGGCGAUGGGUUGAUAUUGCUCUUGAAUGUGAGCGAUAUUUAGCUCCCAAGGGAUUUGGCGGGGUUCAGGUCUCUCCACCAAAUGAAAAUGUUGCAAUUUACAACCCUUUCAGACCUUGGUCGGAAAGAUACCAACCAGUUAGCUAUAAAUUAUGCACAAGAUCUGGAAAUGAAGAUGAAUUUAGAAACAUGGUGACUAGAUGUAACAAUGUUGGGGUUCAUAUUUAUGUGGAUGCUGUAAUUAAUCAUAUGUGUGGUAAUGCUGUGAGUGCAGGAACAAGCAGUACCUGUGGAAGCUACUUCAACCCUGGAAGUAGGGACUUUCCAGCAGUCCCAUAUUCAGGAUGGGAUUUUAAUGAUGGUAAAUGUAAAACUGGAAGUGGAGAUAUCGAGAACUACAAUAAUGCUACUCAGGUCAGAGAUUGUCGUUUGGUUGGUCUUCUUGAUCUUGCACUGGAGAAAGAUUAUGUGCGUUCCAAGAUUGCCGAAUAUAUGAACCAUCUCAUUGACAUUGGUGUUGCAGGGUUCAGACUUGAUGCUUCCAAGCACAUGUGGCCUGGAGACAUAAAGGCAAUUUUGGACAAACUGCAUAAUCUAAACAGUAAAUGGUUCCCUGAAGGAAGUAAACCUUUCAUUUAUCAGGAGGUAAUUGAUCUGGGUGGUGAGCCAAUUAAAAGCAGUGAGUACUUUGGAAAUGGCCGGGUGACAGAAUUCAAGUAUGGUGCAAAACUUGGCACAGUUAUUCGCAAGUGGAAUGGAGAGAAGAUGUCUUACUUAAAGAACUGGGGAGAAGGUUGGGGUUUCAUGCCUUCUGACAGAGCACUUGUCUUUGUGGAUAACCAUGACAAUCAACGAGGACAUGGGGCUGGAGGAGCCUCUAUACUUACCUUCUGGGAUGCUAGGCUGUAUAAAAUGGCAGUUGGAUUUAUGCUUGCUCAUCCUUAUGGAUUUACACGAGUAAUGUCAAGCUACCGUUGGCCAAGACAGUUUCAAAAUGGAAAAGAUGUUAAUGAUUGGGUUGGGCCACCAAAUAAUAAUGGCGUAAUUAAAGAAGUUACUAUUAAUCCAGACACUAUUUGUGGCAAUGACUGGGUCUGUGAACAUCGAUGGUGCCAAAUAAGGAACAUGGUUAUUUUCCGCAAUGUAGUGGAUGGCCAGCCUUUUACAAACUGGUAUGAUAAUGGGAGCAACCAAGUGGCCUUUGGAAGAGGAAACAGAGGAUUCAUUGUUUUCAACAAUGAUGACUGGUCAUUUUCUUUAACUUUGCAAACUGGUCUUCCUGCUGGCACAUACUGUGAUGUCAUUUCUGGAGAUAAAAUUAAUGGCAAUUGCACAGGCAUUAAAAUCUACGUUUCUGAUGAUGGCAAAGCUCAUUUUUCUAUUAGUAACUCUGCUGAAGAUCCAUUUAUUGCAAUUCAUGCUGAAUCUAAAUUAUAAAAUUCAAAAUUAAAUGCAUA